UCGCAGAUGUUUCACACCUGGCUCGGGAGUUUGCUACGCUCCUUGAGUUCUGUGUGGCCGGAGGUUUCCAGUUUGCCCCAUGGCAGUCUUGCUGCCCGGGCGCCCCGAUGCCAGGACAGGUGACCGGCUCAGGGCAGGACGGAGCCGCGGGACCAGCUAGCUUCGCAUUCCUGCUGCGGGUCUAGUUCUCAGUUGCUCCGUGGAGUGAGCCAGGCUCCAGCGGGGGGCGGGUGGGCGGCGGCAGCGGGACCCAUGGCUCGCACCGGGAGGGGGGAUUGGCACGGCGGGACCCACUGCCUUCUCAUUCCCGAGCCCGCCCUCCGACAAGGGGGCGACUCGGAGCUGAGCAUGCCAGGGGGGUGCAUGGCCAGACCCCCUCCCCCAGGCGGGGCUGGGCCCGGCGGGGUGAAGCCCCAUGCUGCCCCGGGGGGAGGCGCGCAGCUUCUCCAGGUGCAAUGCGCCCCGCGGAGCGCACGGGAGUGGCCAGCCGGGGGCUCUCUCGGCUCCCCGCCGGGCGGGCUGCCGGGGUGCCCGGCCCCCGGGGAGGGAGGCAGCUCUGCAAAGUUUGCAGCCGGCCUGGCCCGAGCUCGCCGCCCCCGCCGGACCCUUUGCACACGAGUCCCCGGCGCUUCACACGGGCCGCGGCCGGGGCCAGAUAAAGAGGCAGCUGCGAGCCCGGGGGGUGUGGCUGGAGCAGGGGGACCCUCGCGGAGAGCCCGAGCCGAGCGCGCCCCGGCAGGUGAGGAUGGCGCAAAGGGACGGGGAGGAGAAGCGGCACCUGCUGGAGGAGCCCGGAGCCAGAUCCUAUCUGAGCAUCUCUGAGAAGAACUUUCAUAAUUCCAUGCUCAAGUACAUUCCAGACACGUCCUCCGUCGAGCUGGGCCUCCCAGGGAACCAGCAUUGUCAUUCCAACUGGGCUGCUGGCAGCCACUACGAUUCCGAAAAGCAGCGGGCUCGAAGGAAACUCUACAUCGCAUCUGUGAUCUGCCUGGUCUUCAUGACAGGAGAAGUCGUAGGGGGAUACCUGUCCCACAGCCUGGCCAUCAUGACAGACGCAGCCCACCUGCUGACGGACUUCGCCAGCAUGAUGAUCAGUCUGUUUUCCCUGUGGAUGGCCUCGCGGCCGGCUACCAAAACAAUGAACUUUGGCUGGCACCGAGCAGAGAUCCUGGGGGCUCUGGUCUCAGUGCUGUCGAUCUGGGUGGUGACCGGAGUCUUGGUUUAUCUGGCCGCGGAGCGUCUGCUCUCAGACAACUACGAGAUCGAAGGGGACGCCAUGCUCAUCACCUCCGCCUGUGCUGUGGCGGUGAAUAUCAUAAUGGGAAUCGCUCUUCACCAGUCAGGUCAUGGGCACAGCCACCAUGGGCACAGCAAGCAGGGGAACACCAGCGUCCAGGCUGCCUUUAUCCAUGUGGUCGGGGACCUGCUGCAGAGCGUUGGCAUCCUGGUAGCUGCAUACAUCAUAUAUUUCAAGCCAGAGUACAAAUACGCAGACCCCAUCUGUACCUUCCUGUUCUCAGUCCUGGUCCUUGGAACCACACUCACCAUCCUCCGGGAUGUCGUCCUUGUGCUGAUGGAAGGUACCCCAAAAGGGGUGGACUUCAACAACGUGAAGGAGAUCUUGCUGUCCAUCAAUGGUGUGAAAGCCCUUCACAGCCUCCACAUCUGGGCCCUGACUGUCUCGCACCCAGUGCUGUCAGUCCAUAUAGCUAUCAAUGAAAACACCGACGCACAGACAAUCUUGAAGGAGGCUAGUUCCCAACUGCAAGGGGCGUUCAACUUCCACACCACCACCAUCCAGAUCGAGAACUACUCUGAGGACAUGAGAGACUGCCGGGAGUGCCAGAGCCCCUCCGACUGAGCGCCUCUCUGCACAGGGCGGGGGAAUCGGUGACCGACUGUGGACCAACAGUCCUGGAAACGCUGCGACCUCAGAGAUCCUUUGCCGCCUCCCUGAACAAGGACACGCUGUGGUCAAGUGCCCGUUCGGAGGCAGCAGGGUGCCAGUCCCUGGGGCAUUGGGAUGAGGUGAUAUGACCGUGUUCUCUCCUGCGCUGUGUUUGAGAGACAGUAACAUUUUCUUUUCUUUUCUUUUUUUUUUUAUUUCACUUUCAUCCCAUCCCAAACAGGGAGCAUCACUUUUAAUAUUCUGAAAAUAAAGCAGAUCAAACGA
This is a messenger RNA of Chelonia mydas (Green sea turtle), 2173 nucleotides long. It is a transcript of the gene SLC30A2, whose product is annotated as solute carrier family 30 member 2. Gene Ontology annotation, molecular function: zinc ion transmembrane transporter activity. The transcript has 8 exons. The coding region runs from base 416 to 1861 and encodes 481 amino acids. The record is from RefSeq and is a predicted model, not a curated record. Gene Ontology annotation, cellular component: plasma membrane. NCBI's taxonomy places the organism in Eukaryota, Metazoa, Chordata, Testudines, Cheloniidae. Gene Ontology annotation, biological process: zinc ion transmembrane transport; response to zinc ion.